Naegleria gruberi is the source of this 4833-nucleotide messenger RNA. RefSeq lists its product as uncharacterized. The coding region runs from base 1 to 4833 and encodes 1610 amino acids. The transcript has a single exon. The record is from RefSeq and is a predicted model, not a curated record. Gene Ontology annotation, biological process: cyclic nucleotide biosynthetic process; intracellular signal transduction. Gene Ontology annotation, molecular function: phosphorus-oxygen lyase activity. Lineage: Eukaryota; Heterolobosea; Eutetramitea; Acrasida; Naegleriidae.
AUGACUUCACGAGUGUAUCCUCAAACACAAAACACAACAAGAGCUGCUACAGGAAGUGUAGUGCUUAACGACGCUGAAAGUUCCUCUCAAUUUGGUGCAGGAACUUCUGCCACUUCAAGCACAUAUGCUUCUUCAUUGGGUGGGAAAAGUGUUGUAAACAAUGCUGGAAUAAGUAUAUUCUCAUUGAUAACAACUCUCAGACCUAAAGAUACACUAGUUGGUAACGAGAAUACUUACAUGUUGCUUGGAAUGGUAUUCUAUCACAUUUACUUGAUAUACAACUCUGUAAUACUCUCAUCAAUUUCAACACCAAUGAUUAGAGAUGGCGAUUCUACAUUGUGGGGAGUUAUACCUGGUUGGAUAUGGAGAGCUUUGUAUUUUCCAAUUAAUUUGGCAUCUGAAUUCUAUCCAUACUUUUUAAUUAUUGCACUAUCAAUACUAUUUGUAGUUAUACAAGUAUGUACUUGUUUUGGAAUUUAUUAUUGCAAGUGGGCUGCAAGAAAGGGAGGAAAAUUGUUUGAAAAGAUCAAGACAUUUCUAUUGAAUUCUUUGAUAUUCCAAAGAACUUUCACUUUAUUCAUCUUGUCCAUUCAUGCAAUUUUGUUAUCUCCAAACACCAAGAAUGGUACUUUAUAUUACUUUCCAAGUCAAUCUUUCAGCUCAGUGAUACAAAUAGUUUGUGCAGUAAUAGGAUGUGUUGGAAUAUUGUUGAAUAUAGGUUUGACGGCCAUUGCAACACUAUUAACUGGCGAAACAAGCCCUCAGUUGGGUCGAAGAAUUUGGUUUUCAUUGUACUCUAUUUCACCAUUUAUGUUCUUUGAUUUUGUUAAUCAACUAAGUUUAAUUUCAACUAUUAUUUGUGCAGAACCCUAUACUUAUAUUGCUUCUAUUAUGAAAGUUGUAAUGAAUUUAUUACUACUAGUAGUAACCGUGAAAUCCUUGCCAUUCUUUAGAAAAUGGGAGAAUUGCUUCUAUUUAGCAUUGAUUAGUUUGAAAGUUUUUACUCCAAUACCACCAUUAAUUUUGCCAUUUCUUUCUUCUAAUCAAUUAAAUCAACAAGAGAUUGGUGGUAUCGUGACAGGUGUUACUUUUGCAACUGCUGUCAUUUCUUUUGUAUCUGGAUUCAUUAUUUCUUACAUUUGGUUAGCAUUUAAAAUGAAAUCAAUCAGAAACAUACUAUCCAAUAAGGAAGACAGCUCAGCAACAUUGCUUCUUCUUGAGAAAUCAAAAAAGAAACAAGAGAACCUUUCACUAUUCAUAAGAUUUGCAAACAAUAGUUCUCCAGCAAUGAAAUCGAGGGAAGGAAGUGAUUUUGACUUGGCCAAACAUGCUGUCAACACACUUGUCAAACCAAUUGAAAAUGUUGAACUAUUAAUUAUCAGUUCCUUAUUUGUUUCUUUUGGUGGAAUUCUAGAUUAUGAUUAUUCCCAAUCAUUUAGUAUUGGAUUGGCUCUAUUACAAAAAGCUCAACGAAUUUCACCUUCGCUAUCUCAGAUGUUCAAUAUCAUGUUAAGAAAUGAAGAAGUUGAGUUUCAUGCCUUUCAUGGAAAUAAUCUUGAAGUUUUGAGAAAACUUGUAAUGGUUGAAAAGAAAGUGAAAUCAUUGUCUAGAUGUCACAAGUCAUUCUUUAAAGAAUUAUUGAAUGACAAACCAUCUAUUGGUAAAUUAGAACAUAUUAAUAGUACCAUUUGUUCGAUUUAUAAUGAAUGUGAUACAAUUUAUGAUAAUUUACUAGUUUCUAAUAGAUCCAACAAGACACUACUCAGAUCAUAUGCCUCCUAUUUGGAAAAAUACAAGUGGGAAAUCAAUUUAGCAAAACAAUUAUUUGAAGAAGCCCAAGACAAUGAUGAAGAUAAGAAUAAGCAACAGUUUAAGGCACCAGAAUCUUCGUUCCAUAAAGGAAACACAUCUAGAUUUAGUAUAGAUUCACAAAGAGCUAAUAUGGAUGGUUGGGAUUCUGUCAGUGUUGCUGGUGCAGACGAAAACGAUGAAGAUAGAAAAGAUCAUGUUUUGAGAAUGGCAAUCAACUCUCCCAUGUCAACUGUUGCUUAUUCCACAUUAUUUUUCCUUUUCUGUACCCUCUCUGUACUAACUAUUUGUAUCGUAGCACCAGUUUCACUUGUAUUUACUCAGAGUAUCAAUGAGAGAAUGACAAUGCAAGAGCAGGUUUGCUUAAUGACCUCAGUUCCAUACAAAUUAUUAACUCAGGUUCUAGCGCUUCAAGCAGAAUAUAGUUUGAGAGGAAAUAAUACUGAGAAAUUACUUAAUUCUACCAUUGAUUAUACCAAUAACUUGUUGGAUACUGUAAAAACAGUAGUAACAGCAGGAGACAAUAACAUGUUAAUGCCAGAAGUUGCAAGAGAAUAUUUGAAAAAUCAAUAUGAACUUAAACUUCCAAUUACUAAUGAUUCAUUAAUUGGAAAUGAAAUACCAGGAUAUACAAUCACUAAUACCUCUAUUCAAUUCUACUUAUCUUCCGUGUACACCCAUGGAAAGACCUUGCUACAAGAAUUUAAUGAUAUGGACCAACUGGUUUCGAAUACCGAUGAGAAUUAUGCUUUGUUAUUUAUAUUCUACAAUAGAAUUCCAAUGACUCAAGCUUUCAAUAGUUUGUGUUCUAAAUUUGUAGAAGAAAGUGUAGCUUCAAUUGAAACGAAUUUCGAACAAUUGUGGAUAGUUACAGUUUCUGUUCUUGUUACUUAUUUGAGUAUUUCACUAAUUUUCUUUGCAGUAAUAUUCACACACUCUAGAAGACUUGUUGUUGAGCUUAAAGAAAUAUUCAGAAGAAUAACAAAAGAUGAAAUAGGAAAAGUUUAUCACAGUUUUGAAAAGAAAAUAGACGAUUCUAUUAGCUCUUCAAAUAACCUUUUGAAAAUGAGCAAUAUCCUAAUGUUUGGAAGUUUCCUCUUUGUAAUCGUCAUUUGUUUAUGUUCCCUACUAGUUGUAGUCGAGCUCAACAGCAAUACCAAACAAAGUGCUCGAACCAUGAAUGUUGUUGGUUCUAUUAAUGCAGUUUCGCUUAGAACUUCAAGAACCAACUUUAGAUUAAUCUGGUUUAUUGAAAGGAUAAAGUAUCUAACAAUGGAUCCUUUAUCUGUUAACCAGGAAAAUAAGCAAGACUUGCUUGAUUUGAGAACAUAUUGGAAUUAUGUUGUGGUGGGUGAUGAAUCAACUUCUUACACCUCUGCCGUGUUUGGAAAAUAUGAAGAUGUCGAUUAUCUAUUAUCCGAUCUUUGUAAUGAUACUGUUUCAAUGGCUGAUCCUUGUCAUAGUUUAACUGUUGCAUUGACUGAUUACAUUACAAAAGCUCUAGAUUAUAAUGAAGUAUUCUAUUACCAAAAAAAGAGUAAGACGUUUAUUCAAAAUGCAUAUUUUGCAAAAGUAUUCUAUGUCACACAGACAGUUACUUACAAUUUACAAACUUUAAUCUCUGCUCUUGUAACUCAUGAAAAGGUUUCAAAUAUUGGGUUAACAGCUAGUAUGAUUGGUUUGUGUUUCGUUUCUACAAUUUUAUAUGCUGCCAUUUGUUAUUCAUCCUUGAAUAGGUAUUGGAAGGAAAGAGCUUGUUUGAGAAUGAUGUUGAAUUAUAUCAAUAUAGAUCUAAUUGAAAGUAAUUUGAUAUUGAGAGAGUAUGUCAUGUCAAAUGUUGUUCCUUCAAAGAUUUCCUCUAAAAUAGUGCCAUCCUUUGAAACUGAGCAAGAAAAGGAUGACAAGAUUGAAAUGGUAAAGACAGUAUUGAAUGGAGGUGUUGAUUCUGCAAUUAUUUGUGAUAAGGAUGGAAAUAUUACAAUUUUCAAUAAUUCUGCUGAGGAAAUGUUCGGCUAUUCCAGAUCACAAGUUUUAGGGUUACCAAUUCAAACCCUAUUUACCUCUGAAUAUUCUGAGAGACUCAUGAAAUUGAUUUCAACUGGUGAAUUACAGGAUUCAUUCGAGGCAAUGGCUCAGAGACGAAACAAGACUAAUUUCUCUUCAAAAGUUUCAGUUUCCGUUUCAGUGCAUGGCAAGAAACAAAUUUUUAUUGUCUUUGUUCGUGAUAUUUCACCAGAAAAGAAACAUAGCUUGCUAAUUGCUGAGGAAAAGAAGAAGAGUGAAGAUUUAUUAUUGAAUAUUUUGCCCGUGUCAAUGGCAUCAAAAUUGAAGAACGGCGAAGAGAAUUUAUAUGAGAAAGUGAAUGAUAUUACUGUUUUCUUUAGUGAUAUGGUUGGGUUUACUGCAUGGAGUUCGAAAUUGCAACCUAGUGAACUCGUUCAAAUCCUGAACUCUAUUGUUCAUGGAUUUGACAAGUUGACUGAAAUUCACUUUAUCGACAAGAUUAAAACUAUUGGAGAUGCUUAUUUUUGUGUAAGUGGAUUACACUCCUGUAAAUCAUCCGAUCAUCCAGAAAGAAUGUUAAAAUUUGCCAUUGAAAUCAUGUCCUUUUUAAAGAGUAUCAACACAUCAAGUCAAACAUUAAUUAAUUUGAGAAUUGGUAUUCACACAGGUGAUGCUGUUGGCGGAGUUAUUGGGUUUAAAAAGUUUGCCUACGAUCUGUGGGGAGAUACCAUCAACACUGCCUCUCGUAUGGAAUCAACAUCACUUCCAGGGAGAAUUCAAAUUUCCAGAUCUAGCUAUGGAAGAGUUUAUGACCUAUUCGAAUUUGAAGAAAGAUUAAUUGAGGUGAAAGGAAAAGGACAAUGUCAAACCUAUCUACUAAAAGAUAAACACCAUGAGAAUCCAAUAUCCAUGGAUCCUGAGAUGUUACACGUGGAAGAUAAUGAUCAAUUGGAAGUUUCACAAGGACCAUUUUGUUCCAGUGAUAAAGAGAGCCAGCAACAAGAGGAAUUAAAACAGUAA